ACUGCAAAAUUAAUAUUGUGCAUUAAGUCAUAGUAUCUCACUUGUUAAAACUAUGAACAUGUUAUUAUGUAUACUUAUAAUACACGAAGAAAUCAUAAGUGUGGAAUAAGAUAAUAAUAACAUUUCUGCACUUAAUAGAUGACUUCGCAGUAUUGCAUCUUUAUUAUUAAGCAGUAAUAUAUAACAAGAAAAUUAGUAUCCGUGACAUUUUUGCGACCGGCGUGUGUUCCUGUAACAAAAUGAGCCUGGAAAUAUUAACGGGAAGCAUACUAAAAAUAUUUUUUAUUGUUUGUGUGAUUGGAUCAAACGAGUCAGCCAGAAUAUUAGCAGUGUAUCCAGUGCCUUCCAUAAGUCAUCAAAUAGUGUUUCGUCCAUUAAUGCAAGAAUUAGUGAAACGAGGACACGAAGUAGUGGUGAUUACAGCAGAUCCCGCGUUUCCAAAAGGACAAGCUCCUGAAAAUCUCACUGAAAUAGAUGUCCAUGACUUAUCUUACAAAAUAUGGAACGUUUUUUUAGAGACAGGGAAGGCGCAAUCUAAUAAUAUGAAUCCUCAGCAAAUAAAAAUAUUUUUCGACGUCAUGUUAGACGUUUUUGAAGCGCAAGUUAAGUCAGAGAAUGUCCAAAAACUUAUUCGUAAUAAGGAUAAAAGUUUUGAUUUAUUGUUUGUAGAAGCUUGUAUGAGACCAGCUUUAAGUUUCGCAUACCUUUAUAAGCGUGAUUUGCCGAUAAUAGAAUUCAGUUCAUUAGGUGGUUUAUGUGGAACAUUUGACGAGACCGGAGCCCCAACUAAUUAUCUUGUGUAUCCAUUGCCUUUUCGCCAGAAAGUCUAUAAUUUGUCUUUAUGGGAAAAAAUAACAGAAGUUUAUAAUGACUACCAGAUUGAAAGAGCUUGCAAAGAACAUGAAAAAUCAGAAAAUAAAAUAGUUAAGCGCAUAUUUGGUCCGAAUACACCUGAUCUGAGAGAAUUGAAGAAAAAUGUGCAAUUGAUAUUUUUAAAUGUAAAUCCUAUAUGGGAUUUCAAUAGACCAGUUCCGCCUAACAUAAUAUACUUGGGUGGUAUUCAUCAGAAGCCUGACAGAGAGUUGCCAAUGGAUGUUAAAACCUACCUUGACUCGUCUAAAAACGGCGUUAUAUACAUGAGUUUCGGUACAAAUGCUAGACCAUCGCUAUUACCAGCUGAGAAAUUGAGAAUAUUCACAAAUGUGUUCUCCCAACUGCCGUAUAAUAUUUUAUGGAAAUGGGAUAAAGAGCAAUUACCAAACCGUUCUAAAAACAUAAGGAUUUCAAAAUGGUUACCACAAUCAGACUUAUUAAAGCAUCCUAAAGUGAAACUAUUCAUCACUCAAGGAGGUCUUCAGUCAACUGAUGAAGCUUUGACAGCAGGUGUACCAUUAAUUGUAAUACCAUUUCUUGGAGAUCAAUGGUUCAAUGCCGAACAUUACGUUAAACUAAAUAUUGGGUUACAUCUUGAUUUGGAAACUAUUACUGAGACUGACCUGAAGAAUGCCAUUCUAAACAUUAUUCAGGAUAAGACAUACCGUGAGAACGUAGUCAAACUGAAUAAACUUAUACGCGAUCAACCUCAGUCGCCGUUAGAACGGGCCGUUUGGUGGACGGAAUACGUGCUUCGGCAUGGUGGAGCGACGCAUCUACGAGCCGCAGGCGCGCAUAUGCACUGGACGGAAUAUUACGCAUUAGAUAUUUUAUUAUUGCUUUUGAGUGCGUCUGUAGCACUCUUUAUGGGUAUUUUAUUAGUGAUACGAUAUGUUGUAUCAAAAGUACAAAAUAAAAAUUUAAAAAUUAAGGCGAACAAGAUAAACUAAAAAAUAAUAGUAUAAUUUAUUUUUAUUACGUUAAAAAUUACUCAGGUGUAGUAAAAGUUCUUAGGUAAUAUCUGUACGAUACAAUACAC
Messenger RNA from Pararge aegeria (speckled wood butterfly), 1912 nucleotides. RefSeq names its product UDP-glucosyltransferase 2-like. Gene Ontology annotation, molecular function: UDP-glycosyltransferase activity. Bases 240 to 1823 code for a protein of 527 amino acids. Lineage: Eukaryota; Metazoa; Arthropoda; Insecta; Lepidoptera; Nymphalidae. The record is from RefSeq and is a predicted model, not a curated record. The transcript is spliced from 4 exons.